UUUAGGAAAGUGGAAUCAAGUCGUCUGUUGGUGUAUCCGCUGCCGCCGAGGAGUUCAGGACUGUUUCCCAUCCCUUCAAGAGUGCUUGGGACCAAACUUGAAACGCAAGUUUCAGGUUCCUUAGAGGGUGAAAGAUAAAGGAACUGAACUCCCCCUAGCCCAGUCUGCAGCUGGAGCGGCCAACCUCGACCGGGUUAAAACUCCCAGGGAGUCUUCGCUGCUCCCACCUCUGCAUCUUCCCCCCACGCUCCAACUUCGGGGUUUCCCUCAGGGCUGGGAGGUACAGCGGUCCCUGUUCGUUUGGGGUGUUGGAUGUGCUUCCCCGUCAGUUCCCGCGAACUUGGGGGCGGUCACUGAGCCCCGGCGCCCGAGCCUCACCCCGGAGGGCAGCGAGGGGCUACCACCAUGAUCACCAGUGUCUUCAACAUGCGAGUGUGGGCCCCCGUGGGCGUCCUGACCUCACUGGCGUACUGCUUCCACCAGCGGCGGGUGGCCCUGGCCGAGCUGCGGGCGGCUGGUGACCAGGGUCCUGCUGAUCGCAGCCUUCUGGAGCUGAAAAUGGUACAGGUCGUGUUUCGACACGGGGCGCGGAGUCCUCUCAAGCCGCUCCCGCUGGAGGAGCAGGUAGAGUGGAACCCCCGGCUCUUAGAGGUCCCACCCCAAACUCAAUUUAAUUACACAGUCACCGAUCUAGCCGGUGGGCCGAAACCAUAUUCUCCUUAUGACUCUCAAUACAGCAGGACCACCCUGAAGGGGGGCAUGUUGGCUGGGCAGCUGACCAAUGUGGGCAUGCAGCAGAUGUUUGCCCUGGGAGAGAGACUGAGGAUGAACUAUGUAGAAGACAUCCCCUUUCUUUCACCAACCUUCAACCCACAGGAGGUCUUUGCUCGUUCCACUAACAUGUAUCGGAAUCUGGAGUCUACUCGUUGUUUGCUGGCUGGGCUUUUCCAACGUCAGAAAGAAGGGCCUGUCAUCAUUCACACUGUUGAGGCAGACUCGGAAGUUUUGUACCCCAACUAUCAAAGCUGCCAGAACCUGAGGCAGAGAAUCAGAGGCCGGAAGGAGGCUGCUGCUUUGCAGCCACAGAUCUCAGUGGAUUUGAAAGAAGUGAAGGAAGAGAUGGGCCUUGACAGUAGCGUCGAAGUGGACUUCCUCAUUCUUUUAGACAAUAUGGCUGCUGAACAGGUACACAGCCUCCCGAGCUGCCCGACACUGAAGAGAUUUGCACAGUUGAUUGAACAGAGAGCUGUGGACACAGCCUUGUACAUGCUGCAAUGGGAAGACAGGGAAAGCCUUCAGAUGGCAGUAGGCCCAUUCCUACACAUCCUGGAGAGCAACCUGCAAAAAGCUGUGGACCCUGCCACUCCACCCAGCAAGAUCAGAAAGCUCUACCUCUAUGCAACUCAUGAUGUGACCCUCAUCCCUCUCUUAAUGACCCUGGGGAUUUUUGACCACAAGUGGCCCCCAUUUGCUGUUGAUCUGACCAUGGAGCUCUACCAGCAUCAGGAAUCUAAGGAGUGGUUUGUGCAGCUCUAUUACAAUGGAGAGGAACAGGUGCCAAGAGGUUGCCCUGACAAACUCUGCCCACUGGACAAGUUCUUGAACACCAUGUCAGUUUAUACCGUAAGCCCAGAAAAAUAUCACACCCUGUGUUCCCAAGCACAGGCUAUGAAAAUUGAAAGUGAAAAGUAACUGACUUACACAAACCAGUUGAUUUUUAAAUAAAAUACCUUUAUACAAUG
Molecule: messenger RNA, 1742 nt
Organism: Sciurus carolinensis (gray squirrel)
Lineage: Eukaryota; Metazoa; Chordata; Mammalia; Rodentia; Sciuridae
Gene: Acp6
Product: acid phosphatase 6, lysophosphatidic
Exons: 10
Coding region: 406-1692 (428 amino acids)
Biological process (GO): dephosphorylation
Molecular function (GO): phosphatase activity
Source: RefSeq, a predicted model, not a curated record